This is a messenger RNA of Bombus pascuorum, 896 nucleotides long. Its product is annotated as chondroitin proteoglycan-2-like. NCBI's taxonomy places the organism in Eukaryota, Metazoa, Arthropoda, Insecta, Hymenoptera, Apidae. Bases 157 to 648 code for a protein of 163 amino acids. Gene Ontology annotation, cellular component: extracellular region. Gene Ontology annotation, molecular function: chitin binding. The transcript has 2 exons. The record is from RefSeq and is a predicted model, not a curated record.
AUAAGCGAUUGCAGCAUGCAUCGAUAACCUAUUAAAAAAAUGUUUUGAGGAUAUAUAAAGGGAAGACACAAUCUUACAAUUAGUCAGGGAAUCAUAUCACUUCUGUCACCACACGAAGAAACUACGACUAGAGAAAGAAUACUUUACGAAGCCAAGAUGAAAACAAUGUUUGCGGUAGUCCUCGCUACGGUCUUUCUGGCCUUUGUUUCUGCCACUCCAGAAUGUCCAUCUAAUCAAGAUGAUGUUAUCUUAAUUCCGAAUCCAGAUGACUGCGCAUCGUAUUAUUCCUGCGACGGUGGCGUAGCAUACUUAAUGAAUUGCUCUGCCGGACUUCUCUUUAACCCCGAAUUACGAGUUUGCGAUUGGGCAGACAAUGUAACGUGUUCUGUUGAUCCUCCAUCCAGUACAGAGCUCACCACAACAGCCAGCGAAGAAUCCAAUGAAGUAAUUGUCGAAGAACCCAGCGAAGAAUCCAGCGAAAAAACCGACGAAGAACCCAGCAAAGAACCCAGCAAAGAACUCAACGAAGAAAUUAGCGAAGAAAUCGACGAAGAUGUUAUCAAAAUACCCAAUACAAAACCUUGUGCAGCAUCUAGCGAAUCCAGCGAAUCCAGCGAAUCCAGCGAAUCCAGUGAAGAAUCUGAUUAAUUACCUAUUUAUAAGUAAAUAAUCAGAAGUUUGAAGGUAUCUCGGACUUUACUGUAUAAAAUAUAUACAAUAUAUAUUUAUAAAAUAAUAUAUUGUUAUUAUUUAUACGGGAUAUUUCAAGAUCACUCUUUUUGUCUAAAAUUGUCUCAUCUCAAAAUUCUGUACACAUGUUCUGAGCUAUUGCACGUUAUUAUGUAUUAUAGUUAUCGAUAUCAUGUAUCAAAUAUAAUUAACUUAUUAUAAGCCUA